AUGGCUAUCAUUAACGAAGAAUGCUACGACGUGUACCAUCAUCUGUUAGCGCACCUCGACACGUUGGUGAGAGCCUUGACGUUGGGUGAGAAAACUAUUGAGGACGUCGUGAACCUCUGUGUUCACGACGCCCAUCAAGGUGCACUCAAGGCAUGCCGUGAAGUCUUACCAAACGUGAGGAACGCGCGUUGCUACUUCCACUUGACUAAGAACCUGAAAGAUAACAAAGGCACUCUCGGUGAAGGCUUCGAUAUAGUGAAACGAAAUAAGUACUGGUUACAUGCAGCUCCCACCGAUGCCUUGUACGAGUUGAUCUCCGAUACCAUGGCCGAGGUCGUUAGUGAUAUUUCUCCUCAAGGGGGAGAAUAUUUGAGGAAGACACUAGACACCGAACAAUAUGGCUAUCCAAAUAUAGCCAUAACGAAUGAAGGUGUUGUUGGAACUCAGGUCUUGACCAACAUCGUCGAGUCCUUUCAUAAAACACACACACGGAUAAUAGGGAGUAAACGACUAAACAUAUCUGCUUUCGCGGCGAAAAUUCGCAAGGUUAUAGUGUCUCUCAAACUCUCGAGCUCUCAACAUUACGUUAAGAGACCCGAGCCUAUCAACGCGGUCGAGUAUCAGAAUGAUAUGAAACUUCGAGGAACCAAGUUUCAUCAACGAGGAUGCGUUACUGAGGUCACGACUGUGGUCACUGAUUUAAUUGAGAGACAGCAUGCCGAUGCCGAAAUGAGAGAGAGGACUGAACUCUUCCUCCGAGGCAUUUUGCUGGAUGAGUUAGAAGAAGGUUCGACUGCAAAUGACAUCUCUUCGGGAAUUUUUUACUUGCAGAUGGCGAUCUGA
This is a messenger RNA of Perkinsus marinus ATCC 50983, 843 nucleotides long. RefSeq lists its product as hypothetical. The coding region runs from base 1 to 843 and encodes 280 amino acids. The record is from RefSeq and is a predicted model, not a curated record. The transcript has 7 exons. Lineage: Eukaryota; Perkinsozoa; Perkinsida; Perkinsidae.